AUGGCUGGUUCAGAUCAUAGGCCUCUAUUGUACUCUAUUCAAAAUGUUGAAGGUCCUAAGCAUUCCCCCUUUAGAUUCCAAAAUAUGUGGGUUCUUCAUCUUGACUUUCUUGGGGAAGUUAAAAAAGUGUGGAUUACUGAUAAGGAUAAAAAUCCUUGGAUUAACUUAUGGCGUCUUCAAAAAAAUGUGGCUUCUCAGCUUAAAAAGUGGAAUUGGAACAGCUUUGGUAAUGUCAAUGACAACUUGAAGGCUGCUAAGGAUAAGGUUCUAGCCAUGGAAAUAGAGUUUCAAAGGGGAGAAGUUUCUGAAAAAGAAUUGCAUAAAGCCAAUGAAGAACUUCUCAUGCAAAUUAUGUAUUUUGAAAAUUUUCUGAAACAAAAAGCUGCUGUCACUAAAUUUACUGAGGGAGAUAGGAAUUCCAGCUAUUAUCAUGCUUGUAUUAAUUACAGAAGGAAGUGUAAUAUGAUCUUGUCUAUCACUGAUUCUGAAGGGAACUGUUUUUCUGAUGCUGGGACUAUUGCCCAAGAUGCUGAGUAUGUUCAAAGAUUGGAGCUCACAAAUAUCCCUCUGGAAGGAGAAAUUAAAGCAGCUUUUGAGUCUAUUGAUGGGCACAAGGAGGGUGGACCUAAUGGUUUUACUGCAAAAUGUUAUACAAAUUCUUGGUCUAUUAUUAGUGGAGACUUUAUUGCUAUUGUUCAAGCAUUCUUCAAGGGUGUGGAUCCUCCAAGAUACUUUACUGCUUCUACUAUCACACUGAUUCCCAAGAAUCAGAUUAGAAAAAGCUGGGGAGAUUUUAGACCUAUUAGCCUUACCAAUGUGGUAUCGAAAGUAAUAAGCAAAAUUAUUGUCACUAGACUUCAACCACACCUACAAGUGCUUAUCAGCAAUAAACAAGUGGCUUUUGUUAAAGGCAGAAAUAUCGCUGAUAAAAUUUUACUUGCACAAGAACUCCUAUUGGAUCUUGAUAGAAAUUGUAGAGGUAGCAAUGUUAUAUUUAAGCUGGAUAUCAAAAAAGCAUAUGACUCCAUCAAUUGGGACUUCAUUUUGGAGAUUUUGGCUGCUAGAGGUUUCUUUGAAGACUUCAGGAAUUUGAUCAGGAGAUGGCUUAAUUGCAACAACCACUCAAUGCUUAUCAAUGAGCAAAGCCAUGGGCUACAUAGAUUGCUGUUAAGAAGCUUUAUUAAGGGCUUAAAGACUUCCAACAGAUUUCAGGCAAGGGUGGAACAGGCUGAGCUAGACCUGAAGGAAACUGAAAAUGCUGCUAAUGGACUGACUGAUGAAACCACUCUGAUGGAAGCCAAUGAAAACUUACUCACAGCAGUGACUUGGCUAGGGAAAUUUCUUAAACAAAAGGCUACCACUAGCAAAUUCAUUAAGGGGAAUAGGAGCACAAAGUUCUUCCAUGCUUAUAUUAAGUACAAAAGAAAAUGUAACACCAUCCAUUGGAUCAAAGACAACCUUGGAAAUAAGAUAAGGGAAGCUACUGAAAUUAUUGAUAGUGUUGUUCAGUAUUAUCAAUGGCUGAUGACCUACUCAUCAAAUAAUAGAGGGCAGUUAGACCCUAAGCUUUUCACCUCUGACUAG
Phalaenopsis equestris is the source of this 1584-nucleotide messenger RNA. RefSeq lists its product as uncharacterized. The record is from RefSeq and is a predicted model, not a curated record. Bases 1 to 1584 code for a protein of 527 amino acids. Lineage: Eukaryota; Viridiplantae; Streptophyta; Magnoliopsida; Asparagales; Orchidaceae. The transcript has 4 exons.